CGCUGAGGGGAGUUGUGUCGUUUGUGGUAAAUGAACGUUUCUGCAAGUCUUCCCGUCGGUCGACAGGAAGCGGAUGUUGGCGGUUGUUUAAUGGUUGCCCACGGCGAUGGAAUGGUUGGUCUCCCUGUGGAUGCUUUGGGGAUGUUUCCUUGUCCGUGGAGCGAUCGAUGCGGUGGUUACAGUGCGAGCUGAUGAAUCUGCGGAACGAAUGAGCGCCUCCAGUCUCUCCGGCAGCGUCGAAAAUUCCACAAAUACAAGAAGACCUCCUGAACCAACCACUCAAGUGGCUCCAAAGGUGGCCCUGCCCCGGUCAAAUACCCUGCCGGAUCUUAACAUAAACGUUCGCACUUUGUGUGUCUGUAACUUACUAGUUGGACAAUGUGAUAUAAAUUGCUGCUGUGAUCCAGACUGUAAAGCAUCAGAUCUAUCUACCUUCUCAACCUGUGAUGUUCAUAUUGUCACAGGUGACUAUGAACUUUGCAAACAAGAUGCAGCAAUGUACUCUACAAAUAAUAGCAAAGUUGUGACCUUGAUCAACCCCAGCAUAUUUUGCAUUGAGACAAACAACUACAAGAAAGGAUCAUCUUUUUUUACCCCAGAAGUGCCAAGUACUAGCAAUUUUGACAGUUUAAUGAAACAGUUUGGUGGUUUUUCCUUCAAUACUGAAGCACCUCCAACUCUAUCACCUACAAGUACAUCUAGUUCAACUUCAAGUGGCUAUCAGUAUGGUAUGCCUAUUAAAAUCAGAAGUGGUUAUCUGAAGCUUCCUGCUCCUCUGGCAACAUCUACAUGCACUGACAAUAACCCUGCAGCUUUUUUGAUAGAUCAAACAACACAUUGCAGUAGAAGGAUACACAAAUCAACAAAUUGCACGAGUCUUCCAGCAUUAAGCAUAAACAACUACCUCAAUUUUAAAAUUCUUCCAAGCCCUAAUGCAGACUUGAAUAGUGGAAUUCCAGUCCUCCUUACUUCUAUAAUUUUGAGAUCUUUAAAUGGAACAUUAAUACGCCUGAAAGACUUUGCUGUUAAUAAUUGGGUACCUAACCAAGAUGUUAGUAUGUGCAGAAAUAUUGUGCUAGAGGUCAAGUAUAUAAUUGUGUAUAACAGUAAAGGGAAGAUUGUAAAUGUGUCUGCUGCUUUUGUUCUUGGAGCCAUCAACAGUAGCAAGGAACCAGUGCAACAACGCUUCCAGAUUAGUUUUAUUCAGGAAAAGACGGUGGGAGUUCCUAUCAGUGGAAACCCAGGCUAUGUUGUUGGACUCCCUCUAGUGGCUGGAUUUGGACCAAAUGCCACUAUUGGUAUAAUUCAAAGCAAAAAUAGAUUUGGGCAGCUGACAGUCAUGAAGAGUUCAACCACACAGGAGUGUCUACAGAUGGUAGGGCUCCGGACACCGGUACUUUUUGGAUACAACUUAAACUCUGGCUGCAUUAUGCGAAUAACCAACAUCACAACAUGCCAUCAGUGGUCACGAAUCAUCAAAAAUGUGUUAAUUGGACAAAACUUUCCUCAAAGUGUAGCAUCGUUUGGAAACACUCCGGUGCAGAAUGUGAAAGACUGGGUGACCAUCAAACAAGCUACUUCAAUAAUUCAGAGAUGUGCUUGUGAGGUUCCUGAAUCUUUACUACUGGAGGUGAAGUGGACAAAAUAUGGUUCCUUAAUAAACCCACAAGCUAAAAUUGUAGAAGUCACACAAACAAUUGGAGAAACAUGCAUUUUGAAAUCUUUGAAAACUGCAACAAAUUUACACAUCUCUACCUCAGUUAAGUUUAUAGAUGUGUCUGCGUCUGCCCAGCCCGGAUACAAAAGCAAACCAGUGCUUGAUAUCAACUUACCUUACGAUUUCUUCUUUCCUUUUGUAUGAAAUACUCAACUGCUUUUGUGGGUCUGGAGUUAUAAUAAACUAUGCUAUGGAAUUGUUUAAAAUAAUAACUGCUGUGUAUAAUAAGUUUAACAUUGUUGUAAAUCAGUACACCUAUGAAUUGUAAUUUCCUCAGCUACUGUUUUAUAGCUAGUCACUUGCUUUUAUUUCAAUUGUGCAUAUGAAUACCAACUUUGGCACACAUUUCCUAAUGAACUACAUUUAUAGUAUAAUUAAAUAUAUAAUUUAGAGGACUGAAAUAGACAUGCAAGGCAAAACAAGCACUGAAGACAAAGAGCUGGAGAUAUUCAAUAGGUUAAGCUGCAUUCUGUGGAGAGAGGAAAAUGACCUAUCAACUUAACAUGCUAGGUCAAUUACCCUACAUCAGAACUGAAGUAAUGAAAAAACAAACCCACUUUAACCCACAGAAGGGAACUGGUGGAGAGAACAUAAGAGAACAAAUCUGAAAACAAAAGAUUGCCAGUAAUAGCUAAGAGAUGAGGCAGUAUCUUUGGAGAGAAGAAAAAACAUUUUUCAGAGAUUUAACAACUGUUAAGUUCUGCCUCUCAAUUCCGGCAUGCUCUUGUCUUUUUUUUUAAAUUCUUUAUCCUCAUUAAUCUAUAAAGUUAAUUGUUCUGAAAGUAUUGUGGCAUCUAGACAACCUAGAUCUUUAAACUAUCACAGACAUUCCCUUAGUUCUUUCUACUUAUGCCCUCUACUGCAGUUUAAAAACACUGGUUUUCUCAUUUUGUUUGGUUCUGAUGAAGGGCCAUAAACCUGCAACAAACUUUUUUCUCUCCCCAGAAUGCCAUCUGACCUGCUGAUCACUUCCAACAUCUGUAGUUUAUACUUAAUUUAAAUACUUAAGACUUUUUUUAAAAAAACUUGGGCUGGUACCAAUAUUAUUCUUUUUUUUAAAAAUAAAAGCUUCCCCUGGAAAGAGAAUUAAGACUUUUUUUUAUAUAGUUCAUACAUGUUAAAACUAUAUACAGGUCCUCCCCGGCUUACAAAUACCCUACUUACGUACAGCCCGUAGCUACAAACAAGUGUUUGGAUUUGCUGGCUGUUGCAGGACUGAGGGCAACCAUCCUUGACACCAGCUGGAAUUUUGCCAUAUUGAACCCAAGAAGAAUACAGUCUCAUUAAUACUUUGAAAUCCAUUUAUGAAUCCUAUCCCUUUCAAAACUGUCAAUAGCAUUUAGAGAGUCAGGCCCUUCAGCCCAUCUAGUCCAUACAAACCUGAUCUUCUACCUAGUGCCAUCAGCCUGGUAUCUGGACCAUAUCCUCUGAUCCCCUCCCAUUCAUGUACCUAUCCAAACUUCUCUUAAAUAUUACAAGUGAACCCACAUCUACUGGCAGCUCACUCCACACUUGCACCACCCUCUGGAGUGAAGAAGUUUCCCCUCAGAUUCCCCUCAUAUAUUUCACCUUUCACCCUAAACCCAUGUCCUCUAGUUCUAGUCUCACCCAACCUCCUUAGGGGAAAAAGCCCACCCUCGUCUGCCGUAAAAUGUUUUAAAAGAAUAUCAUGAGCCUGAGCUCGGCUUUGGCUAAAUUUGUUAAUCAGCUUUAUUAUUAAGAAUGGCAAAACCAGAUUUAAAAGGUUUCUCCAGACCAUCUAUUCCUAUGGGACAACCCACCUCUGCGGGCAUCUUCUGCCAUGUGAGAGUACUGUUUGUGGCUGCAUUUCUGACUUGUGAAGAGUUUGGGUUACAAACUGUUCUCAGGAACAGAACCCUGCUGUAACCUGGGGAGGACCUGUACAGUAUACUCUCAGCCUUCUGGUAUCGGUGGGGAAAUGGGGGGUGAUGGUUGCAUAAGGAUUGCCAAAAAUUACAGUACAUCAUAUACCUGUGUUCUAUGCAUAAACAUUUAAAUAAAUCGCCAAACUACAUGUCAAUUUCUUACCCUUUUACAUAAAUGUUUUACACUGCAAUUCUAUA
Molecule: messenger RNA, 3801 nt
Organism: Pristis pectinata (smalltooth sawfish)
Lineage: Eukaryota; Metazoa; Chordata; Chondrichthyes; Rhinopristiformes; Pristidae
Product: tectonic-1-like
Exons: 14
Coding region: 107-1861 (584 amino acids)
Biological process (GO): protein localization to ciliary transition zone; cilium assembly
Cellular component (GO): MKS complex
Source: RefSeq, a predicted model, not a curated record